Molecule: messenger RNA, 1260 nt
Organism: Drosophila obscura
Lineage: Eukaryota; Metazoa; Arthropoda; Insecta; Diptera; Drosophilidae
Product: antigen 5 like allergen Cul n 1-like
Exons: 3
Coding region: 32-1168 (378 amino acids)
Source: RefSeq, a predicted model, not a curated record
UGUGCUGCCACAUAGACAAACAUCUGCCAUAAUGUGGUGGUGGCUGCUGCUCUCUUUUCCGUGGACUAUUUAUGCAGCAGAAAAUGAGUGGUGCGAUCCAAGUAUUUGCGGAGAGGGGGAUACCGUCCACAUACUUUGCAAGGAUGAAGGGCAAUUUUACAGCUCGUGUCCCGAGAAGGCAUCGCUCGUGAACUUAAAGAAAAAAGAUAUGGAUAUGAUCACGGGCGUACAUAACAAUCUGAGAAACAAAGUAGCAGGUGGCGAACAUAAGGGUUGGCCCAAAGCAGCGAAAAUGCUGACGAUGCAGUGGGAUCUAGAACUGGCGAUGGUGGCCGAGGCGGGAGCCAGGCUGUGUCAGUUGAAGAAGCUCUAUUGUGCCACAACAACAGUUUAUAUGUGGACAGGUCAGAACGAAGCUGUGGAGGCCUCUCACUGCCUCAAGAAUAGCGAUGUUAUACUAAAAAAGCAUCUCGAAGACUGGAUCCGACAGGGAGAAUAUGCAACAGAAGCCAUGUUGAAAGAUCCUUUGUCUGGGCCAACAUCGGCGCACUUUCUUCAGAUGAUACGCGAUAGAUGUGACCGGUUCGGAUGCGCCAUCACUUGCUAUACCGAAAACGAAAUAGAAUAUCAGCUAAUGAAGUGCAUAUAUAGCUGCACCAUUGCGCUGUCCAACCCCUCGAACCCAGUGUAUGUGGCUGCAAAAUCAAAAGGAGGUGAUAAAUGUCGGGCAGGCCACAGUAAAACUUACCCCUCCCUAUGUCAUAAAGGGGAAAAGGCUCCAGCAUGCAAAGAAACUGAAACUAAAACAACCACCUCUACCCCACAUUCACCUGGACAAAAACCUGGACAACUUCCUCCCUACCCACCUCCAAAAUACACCGUACCAGAUCUUCCUCCAAACCCAACUGUGGCAGCUCCUCAACCUCCUGGACCCCACCCCUCACCGCCUCCAUAUUUUAACGAACCCCCACCCUUUGCAAGAACGCUGAGCAUGCGCACAGCUGCAGCUGGAGCUAGAGCUGCACCAAGGAGAGGGCGACCAAGGCCCCGAAUCAAUUCGGAAAAGUUAAGUGGCAUGGACUAUGACUUCUCCGAUUACGUGCAAGAUGUGGAUCCUUGCGACACCUGCACCACUACACCAUGCAAUUUAAAAUAUCAUUGUUUUUAAUCUCUGUGAAAGCUUUAUAAUUUGAUUUGCUGAUAGUAAAUCCGUUUGCAAUCGGUCAUGGUCAUUGCAUGGCGAUGAUGUCACGAAUAUAA